Molecule: messenger RNA, 3167 nt
Organism: Lepus europaeus (European hare)
Lineage: Eukaryota; Metazoa; Chordata; Mammalia; Lagomorpha; Leporidae
Product: SWI/SNF-related matrix-associated actin-dependent regulator of chromatin subfamily A containing DEAD/H box 1-like
Cellular component (GO): nucleus
Molecular function (GO): chromatin binding; ATP-dependent chromatin remodeler activity; DNA binding
Source: RefSeq, a predicted model, not a curated record
GACCGUUUUCGCUUUGAGAAAAGGAGUAAAAUUGAGGAAGUGCCCGAAGCAACCCCACAGCCCUCCCAGCCUGGCCCUUCUUCACCAAUUUCUCUUAGUGCUGAAGAGGAGAAUGCUGAAGGGGAAGUUAGCAGGGCAAACACCCCUGACUCAGAUGUAACUGAGAAAACAGAAGAUUCAAGUGUUCCAGAGACUCCAGACAAGUAUAUCAUAUUUCAAGAAUCAAAGAGGAAUACAAUAUAUUGAUUUGUCUUCUGAUAGUGAAGAUGUUGUUUCCCCAAAUUGCUCCAAUACAGUUCAAGAGAAAAAAUUCAACAAAGACACAGUGAUUAUCGUUUGAUAGACUCAACAAGUACCAUGGAUGGAGCAAUUGCUGCUGCCUUGCUGAUGUUUGGUGAUGCAGGUGGUGGGCCCAGGAAAAGAAAAUUAUCUUCUUCUUCACAGCCAUAUGAGGAAGAUGAAUUUAAUGAUGAUCAAUCUUUAAAAAAGACAAGAAUAGAUCAUGGUGAGGAGUCAAAUGAGUCUGCAGAAUCUAGCAGUAAUUGGGAAAAGCAGGAAAGUAUUGUACUAAAAUUACAAAAAGAGUUUCCAAAUUUUGAUAAGCAGGAACUGAGAGAAGUACUCAAGGAACAUGAGUGGAUGUACACUGAAGCUUUAGAAGCUCUAAAAGUGUUUGCAGAAGACCAAGAUAUGCAAUAUGCUUCACAAAAUGAGGUUCCAAAUGGAAAAGAAGUUUCUUCAAAGGUCAGAAUUAUCAUAAAAAUACAACUAAAACAGAAAUUUUCCAUGAAACCACAAAAUGGUUUUAACAAGAAACGUAAAAAAAACGUAUUUAAUCCGAAGAAUGUCACUGAAGACUCGGAGUAUGAUUCGGGUUCUGAUGUUGACAGUUCCCUGGAUGAGGACUACAGCAGUGGUGAAGAGGUGAUGGAGGAUGGCUAUAAGGGUAAAAUUCUUCACUUCCUUCAAGAUGCCUCAAUUGGUGAGCUCACUCUGAUUCCUCAGUGUUCUCAGAAAAAGGCUCAGAAGAUAACAGAACUCCGGCCCUUUAACAGUUGGGAAGCUCUGUUCACAAAGAUGUCCAAAACUAAUGGCUUAUCAGAAGAUUUGAUAUGGCACUGUAAAACAUUGAUCCAAGAAAGAGAUGUGGUUAUAAGGCUUAUGAACAAAUGUGAAGAGAUUUCAAAUAAAUUAACCAAACAAGUAACCAUGCUCACUGGAAAUGGAGGAGGCUGGAACAUUGAACAACCCUCCAUUCUAAACCAAAGUUUGUCACUCAAGCCCUAUCAGAAGGUUGGCUUGAAUUGGCUGGCAUUAGUACAUAAACAUGGACUUAAUGGCAUUUUGGCAUAUGAAAUGGGCCUAGGGAAAACUGUUCAAGCCAUUGCUUUCCUGGCAUACCUCUUUCAGGAGGGUAAUAAAGGUCCUCAUCUGAUCGUUGUUCCAGCAUCAACUAUAGAUAACUGGUUAAGGGAAGUCAACUUAUGGUGCCCCACUUUAAAUGUGCUCUGUUACUACGGUUCUCAAGAAGAACGUAAACAAAUCAGAUUUAACAUUCACAGUAAAUAUGAAGAUUACAAUGUAAUUGUGACCACGUAUAAUUGUGCAAUCAGCAGUUCAGAUGAUCGUAGUCUGUUUAGACGCCUAAAACUUAAUUACGCAAUUUUUGAUGAGGGCCACAUGCUGAAGAAUAUGGGUUCCAUCCACUACCAGCACCUUAUGACAAUUAAUGCAAAUAACCGGUUGCUGUUCACAGGCACACCUGUGCAGAAUAAUCUGUUAGCCAUGUCACUGUUGAAUUUUGUUAUGCCACAUAUGUUCAGUAGUAGUACUAGUGAAAUACGAAGAAUGUUUUCUUCUAAGACUAAAUCGGCUGAUGAGCAAAGUAUAUAUGAAAAGGAGAGAAUAGCACAUGCAAAACAAAUCAUAAAGCCAUUCAUUCUCAGAAGAGUAAAAGAAGAAGUUCUCAAGCAGCUACCCCCUAAGAAAGAUCAAAUUGAGUUGUGCACAAUGUCAGAGAAGCAGGAGCAACUGUACUUGGGCCUUUUCAACAGAUUGAAAAAAUCUAUCAAUAACCUGGAAAAAAGUACAGAAAUGUGCAAUGUCAUGAUGCAAUUGAGAAAAAUGGCCAAUCAUCCUUUAUUACAUCGCCAAUAUUACACAGCUGAAAAACUCAAGGAAAUGUCUCAGCUUAUGCUAAAGGAACCUACACAUUGUGAGGCUAACCCUGACCUGAUCUUUGAAGAUAUGGAAGUUAUGACAGACUUUGAACUACAUGUACUUUGUAAACAGUAUCGACACAUAAAUAAUUUCCAGUUAGACAUGGAUUUGAUUCUAUAUUCUGGAAAAUUCCGAGAUUUAGGACAUAUCUUGUCUGAAUUAAAACAGAAGGGUGAUAGAGUGGUAUUAUUCAGCCAGCUUACCAUGAUGCUGGAUAUUUUAGAGGUUCUCUUAAAACAUCAUCAGCAUAGAUACCUGAGAUUAGAUGGAAAGACUCAAAUUUCUGAAAGGAUUCAUCUAAUUGAUGAGUUUAAUACCGAUAUGGAUAUCUUUAUGUUUCUGCUGACAACAAAAGCUGGUGGAUUGGGAAUAAAUCUGACUUCAGCAAAUGUUGUUAUACUUCAUGAUAUUGAUUGUAAUCCUUAUAAUGACAAACAAGCAGAAGAUAGAUGUCACGGAGUAGGCCAAACUAAACAAAUACUAGUUAUAAAAUUAAUAAGCCAAGGGACAAUUGAAGAAUCCAUGCUAAAAAUUAACCAACAGAAAUUGAAACUUGAACAAGAUAUGACUACCGUAGAUGAAGGUGAUGAAGGGAGUAUGCCAGCAGAUAUAGCCACAUUACUAAAAACAUCAGUGGGCCUGUGAAUCAGAACUGCAGAUUCCUAAGUGAUAAGGAAAUAUCAACUUGGUGCACUCAAGGACAUUUACAUUAUGAUGACCAUGGGGUUUAUGAACAUUUAUACCUUUUUAUAAUUUCCAUAUUGCAUUUCUCGUAGUAUGGACAACUUUUUUGCCACUAACUGAACUCUCCAGAUGCUCACACAUGAAAUUUCGUAAAAAGCCACAAAUAUGUAGUCCUGAAGAUGUUGAAUAAUCAUUUUACAAAGCAGUUUUCUGAAUGGGGAUUAGUUGGUGAUUGUUUGUAACAAAUAUGCUAAUGCUUUAGA